AAAACUGGCACAGCGUGUGACGCCAUGCUUCGAAUUGACCAAUCGUCGCAAAGAUUCGGAGGCAGCGUUAACAAACUACAUAAACCAAGUGUUUGUCCGUCAGCGAUACACCUAAUCUCAGCACCAGGUCGCUGUCCACUGACACAGAGAGAGGUAAAGAUGUCUCAGGUGAAGCAGGUUGGCCUGUUGGCCGCUGGAUGCCAGCCCUGGAACAAAGACGUGUGUGCUGCCAGCGGGGAUAGGUUUGCGUAUUGUGCCACACUUGCAAUAUAUGUGUACCAACUUGAUCACAGAUAUAAUGAGUUUAAGCUGCGAGCAAUCAUGUCUGAACACAAGAAGACAAUCACAGCUAUAUCAUGGUGUCCACACAACCCUGAGGUGUUUGCCAGUGCUAGCGCUGAUAACCUGCUCAUCAUCUGGAACGUGGCUGAGCAAAAGGCAGUUACACGGCUUGACAACACCAAAGGUAUCCCAGCUUCUCUAAGCUGGUGCUGGAAUGCAGGUGAUAGCGUUGCGUUCGUAUCCCACCGGGGUCCUCUAUAUAUAUGGACCAUCUCUGGGCCAGACUCAGGAGUCACUGUGCACAAGGAGGCUCACAGUUUCCUCUCGGAUAUCUGCUUAUUCCGCUGGCAUCCAGUGAAGAAGGGAAAAGUGGUAUUUGGACACACUGAUGGCAGUCUGUCCAUCUUUCAACCAGGCUCAAAGAAUCAGAAGCAUGUACUGCGUCCCGAGUCGUUAGAAGGCACAGAUGAAGAAGACCCUGUCACAGCUCUAGAGUGGGACCCUCUCAGCACAGACUACCUGCUGGUGGCCAACAUGCACAAUGGCAUCAGACUGCUGGACUCUGAAUCUCUAUCCUGCAUCACAACCUUUAGUUUCCCCAGUGCCGCUGCCUCUGUGCAAUGCCUGGCCUGGGUGCCCAGUGCCCCUGGCAUGUUUAUCACAGGGGAUUCUCAAGUUGGCGUGCUGAGAAUAUGGAACGUAUCAAGAGCGACGCCUCUGGAUAACUUCAAACUGAAGAAAACCGGCUUCCAUGCACUUCAUGUUUUAAAUUCCCCACCAGCGAAGAAAUCCUUUUGCACAAAUUCCCCUUCCAAGAAUCACUACACCUCCUCCACUAGUGAGGCUGUGCCUCCACCUACUCUUUCACAGAACCAGGCCUUCUCCCUCCCACCUGGCCACGCUGUCUGCUGUUUCAUGGAUGGGGGGGUUGGAUUGUAUGAUAUGGGCACCAAAAAGUGGGACUUCCUGCGGGAUCUGGGUCACGUUGAAACUAUCUUUGACUGCAAAUUCAAGCCAGAUGAUCCAAACCUUCUGGCUACAGCUUCAUUUGAUGGGACGAUAAAAGUCUGGGAUAUAAACACAUUGACUGCUGUGUACACAUCUCCGGGCAAUGAGGGAGUGGUUUAUUCUCUGUCAUGGGCCCCUGGAGAUUUGAACUGUAUAGCAGGAGCCACAUCAAGGAAUGGCGCCUUCAUUUGGGAUGUGAAAAAGGGAAAGAUGAUCACAAGAUUUAAUGAGCAUGGGAAGAAUGGUAUUUUUUGUGUUGCUUGGAGCCAUAAAGAUUCCAAAAGAAUAGCCACAUGCAGUGGAGAUGGAUUUUGCAUAAUUCGAACCCUUGAUGGCAAAGUGUUGCACAAAUAUAAACAUCCAGCAGCAGUGUUUGGCUGUGACUGGAGUCAAAAUAACAAAGAUAUGAUUGCCACGGGCUGUGAAGACAAGAAUGUUCGAGUCUAUUACUUGGCCACCAGUUCAGACCAGCCACUAAAAGUCUUUACAGGUCACACGGCCAAAGUAUUCCAUGUGCGUUGGUCACCACUCAGAGAGGGCAUUCUGUGCAGCGGCUCAGAUGAUGGGACUGUUCGUAUCUGGGAUUAUACCCAAGAUGCCUGCAUUAACGUGCUGAGUGGCCAUACCGCUCCAGUGCGGGGUCUCAUGUGGAACACAGAGGUGCCAUACCUUUUGACCUCAGGGAGCUGGGACUACACCAUCCGUGUCUGGGACACCAGAGACGGCACCUGUCUAGACACUGUAUAUGACCAUGGAGCUGAUGUCUAUGGUCUGACAUGUCACCCCAGCCGUCCGUUCACCAUGGCUUCCUGCUCCAGAGACUCUACGGUCAGACUUUGGUCACUUACUCCUCUAAUUGCUCCUUUAGUGGUCAACAUCCUUACUGACCACAACUGGGAUGACAUCAUUGGCAACACAGAUCGUGCUAUGGUCCCUGGAGCUCCUCCUCUCCUGUGUGGAAAAAUUUCCAAAGAUAUCAAACAGGAACUGGAUAAACUCUCUAGUGACAUGCGCAUGAAGAAGCUCCGAUGGUUCUCUGAGUGUUUCUCACCACCAGGUGGGAGUCAUAACCUUUGGGAUCUGGUUGCUGUAAUCAAUGGACAGGAUGAUAGUCUUCUUCCACAGAACUAUGGACAAGGCAUCAUGCACAUGAAACAUCUGGUCCGCUUCAAAACUUCUGAAGCACAAGAGCUGACUAUAGUAAAGAUGUCCAAGUUUGGGGGUGGUAUUGGAGCACCUAGUAAAGAAGAAAGGCUCAAGAAUGCAGCAGAAAUCCAUAUCAGACUGGGUCAAAUCCAGAGAUACUGUGAGCUUAUGGUGGAACUGGGAGAGUGGGAGAAGGCUCUUUCUGUGGCCCCUGGUGUCUCCAUGAAAUACUGGAAAAAGCUCAUGCAAAGGAGAGCAGACCAGCUUAUGCAAGAAGGCAAUGAUGAUGUCAUCCCGUACUGCAUCGCCACUGGUGAGGUGAAAAAGUUGGUGAAUUUCUUCACCUCUAGAGGUCAGCUGAAAGAAGCUGUGCUGGUGGCCCAGCUGGCUAUGGCAUCUCUGAUCAGAGGCAAUGAGCUGGAGCUGGCAGUGUGUGUGGGCACAGUUCUGGGAGAAUCAGCCAGUAAAGCCACCCACUACGUUCUGGAGCUCUUGGCGAGGAAAUACAUGACCACUGCCACCUGCUUUCCAUCUGUGGCAUACAGGGAUCUUGCAGCCAGAUUACUCCAGAUGAUCCCUGAUAACGAGAUCUUGUUAGCCAAACUGUGUGCCUUCUACCCUGGCAGCUCAGCUGAAAUCAAUGACCUACACGAAAAGUGUGGUUUACCAAGUUUAGAGGAAUGUAAAGAACUUGCUGAAAGUGCACAUGCUGAGGCCGAAAUCUUCCCAGCAGUAAAGUAUUACCUCCUGAGCCCAGAACCAGAAAAAGCUCUUCCCAUUGGGAUCACAUAUAUCAAAGAGCAGCUGAGCUCUCCUGACUGGACAGUGGACUCUGUGUACCACAUCCUAGACCUGCUGAGCUACAUCAGAACAGACCGUCUUAUUCUUCCAAAGUGUAGUGAAGAACGCAAUGAGUUGCUUAUUCUCUGUGGGUAUAUUGGUGCACUAUUAGCCAUUGGGAGACAGUAUUCAAGUAUAGUGCCAGCACUGUAUGAAUACACAAGUCAGCUGCUGAAGAGGAGAGAGGUGGCUGUGCCAUUGCAGAUAGAGCAGCUGUCUGUAGAGUUGGAGGCAUGGAGAGCCUGCACAUAUUCCCUCAAAGUUGCAGAUAAUGCAUUGUACAAUCCACCAUCUGAGGCCCAGAAAAGGGAGUACAGCCAGCUGUUGAGUCGGAUGAGUGAGGAGCCUAUCAAGGGCCUAGAGGGUCCAGACUAUGUCACUGGCUCCAACUUGCCCAGCCACUCUGAUGUCCAGAUUUCCUGCUUCACUGGCCUCAGGAUACAGGGUCCAGCAUUCUUCCUGGAAGAUGGCAAAUCAGCCAUUUCACUAAAUGAUGCCCUGAUGUGGGCGAAAGUAAACCCUUUCUCUCCGUUGGGGACAGGUAUACGCCUCAACCCCUUCUGAGCACAAAUACAACAAAUGUGAGCAGUAUUCUUGCUGGUCUGGCUCUGGAAAGGCGAUAAGGCAUCCAUUUUAUUUUUUUUUUUUUUUUUUUUUUUAGAAAACUUGAUGUAUGUCAUAAAACAAAUGAAAGUCGAAUUGUGUUCAAAUCAACAUUAUUUGAAGCUUUGCCGUUCCAUGCUUUGCUUAUUUCAUUCAAGAUUGCAGCUUAUAUGCAAACAAUCAGCAAAAGCAAGAGUGGUGCUGUAGGGAACAUGCAGUACACAAGGCUAACAGCACAAAUGCGAUGAUAUUUCUUUUAUACAACAGUUCAGUAAAUAAGAAAUCAAUAUAAAGUAAUGCAAGUUCUUUUGUUUCAAAAGAAGAUCAAUGCAUUUUGACAAGCAACAAGAGACUGAUGCACUAACAUAGGCAAGAAGAAGGAUAUGAACAGUAAAUAUCUUCUCUUCACACACAAGAACAUGUUAAUUUGAUACAGGCCAACCAAAUUAGAGCACCACAACUUACUGUUUUGUAAAGAGAGAUUUAUGUUGGAUACAGUAAUGAAUGUUACAUAUGAAGCAGGAUAUUUAAUGCCUUUCUUCCUUACCUUAAAACAUAAGCGGGUUCAGGGAUUCGGGUUUAGAUGUCACGUUCAGGUCUUAGGGUUGAGAUCUGUAGCCCAAAGAUUGUAAGUAUAGGUGGUACUGUCACUGAAAUUAUGGAGUUUGAGCAUUUUCAUCAAGCAGCCUGAAUGUUUAGAAUAUCUAUCUUUUAAUUCAAGACUUAAAGGGUAUUAAUCUGUACAUUUUUGUUUGUGCAUUUGAUUUCAUAAGAGAGACGUUAGUUUUGCUGCUUUGACAUUGAAAUUGUUUGCCAUGUCUGUUGUCUGUUUUAUAUGAACUGAAAAUAUUUACUGACUAGUGAAUACACACCUUAUUUUAGUAGAACCAAAUACUAAAAAAAUUCAACCUCAUAUUGUAACAAUCACUAUUUAAUGUUACUUCAUUUUAUUCAGGAACUAUUAUCAAUGGGUACACAGAGUAGGUCUGUUGCCAGAUGUGUAAUAUUUAUAAUCAUAAUGUAGGGCAACACUAUUUACAAAGAGUUAAUAGGACAUUAAGUAUUGCUGUUACAUUCAAAAUAUGUCUAGAUGAACUUAGGCAAUACGUUUGAGAAACUGCACAUAUAAAUCGAGGAAGCAAGACAUUUGUUUGGAGUGCAUUUCUGAAGUUAGGAAAUAAACGACAGUGUCAUUUGUAUUGGUAAAAUCAGUUGCAAUGGUUGUCAUACAUAGCUGAGUAUACAAGUUUGGAGGAAUUGUUUUAUGAAAUUUUGGUUUUAUGUUAGAAAAUACAGAUACAAAGACUAUUUUCAUCAAAUCACACUGUGAAAUGUAUUUAUCUGUAUAUAGUUAAUAUAGAAUUUAGAAUGUCUGAACUCUAAGCUCUAAUGGGUGUACAUAGCAUAUUCAUAUGAUAAUUGUUAAUACGCAAAGAGGACAGUUACAUGUCAUAUAUUGAUCCUGAAGUAGAGUCAGACAUUGGAUUAAGCCAGGACCGGUCCAAAUUCUGCAUGCUUCAAGUGUCUCAUCUGUUUAUUAUGACUGAUCCUAAACAUGCAAGGCAAGAUAGAAGAACAGGCAAGACUGUGUCAAUGAUAAAGUACCAUCUUUUUGUGACUAUGAUUUGAUAAUUACUAUUAAAAAUAUGAAGUGUACAAGAAA
This is a messenger RNA of Carassius carassius (crucian carp), 5542 nucleotides long. It is a transcript of the gene wdr17, whose product is annotated as WD repeat domain 17. The transcript is spliced from 28 exons. Bases 25 to 3840 code for a protein of 1271 amino acids. Gene Ontology annotation, molecular function: protein binding. Lineage: Eukaryota; Metazoa; Chordata; Actinopteri; Cypriniformes; Cyprinidae. The record is from RefSeq and is a predicted model, not a curated record.